AAAUCUUUUCUCCUCCUCCUCUUCAGCCUCCCUGUCUCCUCCUACUGCUCUCCCACUAAUGAGUCUCACCUCACACCUGUGGACAUCACAGCCACCUUCAGGUCUCCAUACCCAGGCUUCCUCCCCUGUGACCAGAUCACCUCCUUCUCCUCCUCCUCUUUUUCCUUUAACUCCAGCAUCUUCUUUCGUGGAGCUCCGGUGCCUGACUCUCCAUCAGAAACUGAUUCCAGCAGUGGAGGAGGUUCAGAGGUGUCACCUGCUGACUUGUUUUCAGUUCAGGUUGAGUCCAUCCUGAAUGGUAACUACUUGAUGCCAGGGGGCGCCACUGAGUUGAAGAGACUGUGCCAGGUGUGUGGAGACUCAGCCUCUGGUUCCCACUACGGUGUGGCCUCCUGUGAGGCCUGUAAGGCCUUCUUCAAGAGGACAGUUCAAGGCAACAUCAAGUAUGGCUGUCCUGGAGUGAACCAGUGUGAGAUCACCAAGCACAGGAGGAAAAGCUGUCAGGCCUGUCGUUUCCAGAAGUGUCUGCAGGCUGGCAUGAUGAAAGAAGGUGUUCGUAGAGACCAUGUGAGAGGAGGACGUCAGAAGUACAAGUUCUGUACUGAGACAGGACCCAGGGGGUCAAGUGCCUCCGGGAGCAGCAGGAACAAGGUCAUCUCCCAUUUGCUGCUGACAGAGCCCGCCCCCCUUACAGCCAAUCAUGAUGACUCAACUCAUGACAUCAGCCUGAGCGCGCUGCUGACCCUGGGUGAUCUUCUGAAUCGAGAGCUGCUGCUUCUGAUUGGCUGGGCCAAACUGAUCCCAGGUUUCUCCUCGCUCUCAUUGGCUGAUCAGAUUUCACUGAUACAGAAUGGCUGGAUGGAGGCGCUGCUAGUGGGUGUGGUCUGGAGGUCACUCGCCACAGAGGGGGAGGAGCUUAUCUUUGCUGAGAAUCUGCGUCUGGAUAAACAUCAGUGUCAAGCCGUGGGACUAGGUGGUCUUUAUGAGGUGCUACGCCACCUGGUGGUAAAAUACCAGGUGUUGAACCUGAGCCCUGAGGAGGCAGUGAUAAUGAAGGCCAUGGUGCUUGGAAAUGCAGACACUGAUUCCAUCGACUGUCCUGACACGGUGCAGAGUUUUCUGGACGGCCUCCAUGAAGCCCUGCAGGAGUACGAGUCAUGUCAUGGAGAGCGCCAUCGUGUGGGCCGCCUGCUGAUGAGCCUCCCUCUGCUGCGUCAGGCAGCAGACACAGUCAUUCAGGUGUUCUUACGCCUGCACCACCAUCACCAUGUCCCUCUCCACAAACUGCUGCUGGAGAUGAUUGAAGCCAAGACCUGAAGGCCUUCUAACAACAGUAUGACAUGUUCUCUGAUCUGGGUAUAAUAAGACUAUAUUCAGAAAAUCCUUUAAAAGCAAGUAUAAAUAAGUAUUCGUUGGCAAUUCACUCUGUUUUUCAUUUAUAAGAAAAAUGAUCUGAAAAAGAAAAUAUUUGAAAAUAAUGUUUGAGUCACAACUCUAAAUACUCAUUACUAGGGUAUAAUGGCAAAA
Cynoglossus semilaevis (tongue sole) is the source of this 1527-nucleotide messenger RNA. RefSeq names its product steroid hormone receptor ERR1-like. The transcript is spliced from 7 exons. The annotation marks the transcript as partial. Gene Ontology annotation, molecular function: sequence-specific DNA binding; DNA-binding transcription factor activity; zinc ion binding. The record is from RefSeq and is a predicted model, not a curated record. NCBI's taxonomy places the organism in Eukaryota, Metazoa, Chordata, Actinopteri, Pleuronectiformes, Cynoglossidae. Gene Ontology annotation, biological process: regulation of DNA-templated transcription.